This is a messenger RNA of Pollicipes pollicipes, 523 nucleotides long. RefSeq lists its product as uncharacterized. The record is from RefSeq and is a predicted model, not a curated record. The coding region runs from base 27 to 257 and encodes 76 amino acids. NCBI's taxonomy places the organism in Eukaryota, Metazoa, Arthropoda, Thecostraca, Pollicipedomorpha, Pollicipedidae. The transcript has 4 exons.
GCACAGUUACCGUCCGCUCAGCCACCAUGCGACCAGCCGGAGCUUUGAUGCUGGUUUUUCUGGCCGCGGCCUGCCUGCUGGCCCUGGUCCAGGCUUUCCCCCAGGGCGGAUACAAGCCGGCUCCGUCCUACUCAAAUGGAAGAGUCAAAAUCCAGGCCUACCGCGGCCCUAACAAGGAGAAGGUGGGCUACGAGUACUUCGCGCCGUGGGGCUACUACGUCACGCAGCCCGAGGACGACAAGGGCUACGGCCACUAAAUAGCGACACCACUCAGGACAGGAUCAGCGUCGGAGGAGCGGAUCAGGAGGAUACCCACUAGUCUUUUCAUCAGCCGGCAGCGGUCGCGACGACGUCAGUGGUGAUGCGUCGCGACCCCUGCCCCUCCCCCUGCGUGGGGAGGGGCCCGGCUGACCCGAGCGCGCAGCGGCAGUGCCACGUUCCCUUGUUGGCCGGUCAUCGCCAUUGUUCAGUAUGUCAUGUUGUGUGGACAUGUUUUUAAAUAGACGUCAUGUGUUGAACCUCA